UUUAUCCAAACUGAUACUUUCCAGCUUCUCAAGACCGAUACCGAUAACUUAUUUAUACUUAUUCAUUUAAAAAAUAUAAUUUGUAAAAGGUCAUUUGUGUACGCCGUGGACUAAGCGACUCAAAGAUGGAUUGGACGAACUGGACCUGAUUUGUCCUGACCGAAUACGGCACCGCUUCGAUGAAACAAAAGCUAACAGUUCUGAUUCUCUUCAAACAAACAAAAGAAGAAGAAACCCAGACGGAAUGUCCAGUGGAAUGAUGUCCACCAUCUUAUCUUUGUUGGCUUCCAAGACGCCGUUGUAUCGAUGUUGGCGUUUCAGGUGGCUUGAUAAGGUUUGAUGUGUUCAAGGUUAAUGUCGACUGUUUGGUACCAACGGUAACGUCCCACGUGAUUGACGUUUUGGAUGUGGAGGUGGGCACGUCACGACACGCCGCUUGCAGCCGCAGCACGUCACGGAAAACGACAGUACGAGUAAUCACACCUCGUUUUUUUUUUAAUAAUCGGUUAUUUUUCUAUGGCAUCAAAUUACCAUCAUUUUCCACUCAUAGUUUUUAUUAAUUAUUGCCCAGCCUUUGGUCACAUGACAGAAAUACCAGUGUGUACUUUCAGCGUAGCUUUUUAAAUGUUAGUCCAUACCAGAGUAUCCCACCACCAUUGGCGGAUGAUGAAGAAGGUAAGGCUGCAGCGUCCGCCUCCUCCUCCUCCUCCUCCUCCUCCUCCUUUCCCCACAGUGAAAUUUGACACCGGUGACAUCACACGGUGGGUUUGGCUUGCCCAUGCAGUUGCUGAACAGCCUUUAGUGUGAGAACAAGGGCCGCUCCUGAAGGAUCUCUGCUCUCUCUGCUGGAAUUUGAACACGAGGAAUCGGAAAGCUGCUAUUUUUGAUGCCUUUCUGAAUAAACGGAAUACCGAACGAGCCCUUUAAAGAUUAUUUUCUUCAUUUAAGGGAUAAUCUUUCCUGGAUACAGUUUGGAUUGCCUUUCCCGGGAUUUGGACUUUUUUUUUUUUUUUUUGGAACAAGUGCCUACAAAGUGAAGAGGAAUAAAAAGAUUUAUUCCUUGUUGCCAUGGAUGGGUAAGUGUCAUUUGCCAAGAGAUAUCCGCCUAAUUGAGGUCAAAGAUGGGCUGCAGGUUUUAGCCUUUGAUUGUGUCAGAGUGGGACGCGUCUAGCAGGGGACCGAGGAGGAGGAGGAGGAGGACGAGGCAGCGGUGCCGACUCCAGACAUGGCGCCCCACCCACCCGGAUGGGCGUGGCUCGUCCUGCCCCUGCUCAGCUGCGUGGUGAUGUCCUCAGCGGCAGACAGCCUGCCAACUUUCAUCAAAUCCCCCGAGGACCAGACGGGCAUCUCGGGCGGGGUUGCGUCGUUCGUGUGCCAGGCCACGGGAGAACCCAAACCCCGAAUCACCUGGAUGAAGAAGGGCAAGAAAGUCAGUUCUCAGCGCUUUGAGGUGAUCGAGUUUGACGACGGCUCGGGAUCGGUGCUGCGCAUCCAGCCGCUGCGUACGCACCGCGAUGAGGCCAUUUAUGAGUGCACGGCCGCCAACAGCGCCGGGGAGAUCAACACCAGCGCCAAGCUGACCGUGUUUGAAGAGAACCAGAUCCCCCAUGGCUUUCCCACCAUUGACAUGGGCCCCCAGCUGAAGGUGGUGGAACGGACCAGAACCGCCAUCAUGUUGUGCGCGGCUAGCGGAAAUCCUGACCCGGAGAUCUCCUGGUUCAAGGACAUGCUUCCUGUGGACAUCAGCAGCAGCAAUGGACGCAUCAGACAGCUUCACUCAGGCGGUACACCAAUUAGAGGAGCUCUACAAAUUGAGAACAGCGAGGAGUCGGACCAGGGGAAAUACGAAUGCGUUGCCACCAACAGCGCCGGAACCCGCUACUCGGCUCCCGCCAACCUCUACGUCCGAGUACGAAGGGUCCCGCCCAGAUUCUCCAUCCCGCCCACCAACCAGGAAGUGAUGCCGGGCGGCAGCGUCAACCUGACGUGUGUCGCGGUGGGCUCGCCGAUGCCCUACGUCAAGUGGAUGAUGGGGCUCACGGAGCUGACCAAGGAGGAGGAAAUGCCGAUGGGGCGCAAUGUCCUGGAGGUGACCAGCAUCCGCGAGUCGGCCAACUACACCUGCGUGGCCAUGUCCUCGCUGGGCUUGAUUGAAGCCACGGCUCAGGUCACAGUCAAAGCCCUGCCAAAGCCUCCUACCUCUCUCAUUGUGACCGAGACCACAGCCACCAGUGUGACUCUGACCUGGGACUCCGGCAACCCAGAACCCGUGUCCUACUACAUGAUCCAGUACCGAGCCAAGGCGUCAGACAAUGGCUUCCAGGAAGUGGAAGGCGUGGCCACCACCCGCUACAGCAUCGGUGGACUCAGCCCCUACUCCGAGUACGAGUUCCGCGUGAUGGCCGUCAACAACAUCGGCCGCGGACCACCUAGCGACCCCGUGGAGACGCGUACCGGCGAACAGGCCCCCUCCUCACCGCCCCUGCACGUGCAAGCUCGGAUGCUGAGCGCCACCACCAUGCUGGUCCAGUGGGAGCCGCCCGAGGAACCCAACGGGCAUAUCCGUGGCUUCCGGGUGUACUACAGCUCGGAUCACAGCGCUCCACUCAGCGCCUGGCAGAAACACAACACAGACGACAGCAGCCUCACCACCAUCUCUGGCCUGACACCCGAUAUCACCUACAGCCUCAGGGUGUUGGGCUUCACCUCCGUGGGGGACGGCCCGCCGUCGGAAAUCCUUCAGGUCAAGACCCAGCAAGGAGUGCCUUCCCAGCCGUCCAGCUUUGAGGCGGAAGCGGAGCUGGACACCCGCAUCUCACUGUCAUGGUUAUGGCCCGUGCAGGACCCCAUCAUUAAGUACGAGCUGCAGUACUGGGAGAGCGGCUCGGACAACAAGAUACACGUCACCUUCGAUCCGGCGGGCUCAUACGCCGUGGACGGUCUGAAGCCCAACACGCUCUAUCGUUUCUCACUCGCCGCCCGCUCCGAAAAUGGUUUAGGCGUCUACACGCAGCCCAUCGAGGCUCGUACGGCCCAGUCCACCCCCUCCGCACCCCCCCAGGAGGUCCGCCUGUACAGCCUGAGCUCCACCAGCCUCAAGGUGAGUUGGGCAGCCCCGCCUGCCGCCAGCCGCCACGGCGCCAUUGUGCGCUACACGGUCAGCUACCAAGCGCUGUCCGGCGACGACACGGAGCGCCACGAGGCCACGGGUAUUGGCUCCGGAGCCACUGACUAUAUCUUAGAGGACCUGGAGAAGUGGACCGAGUAUCAGGUGUGGGUGAGGGCCCACACGGACGUGGGGCCGGGCCCUGAGAGCGCCCCGGUGAGGAUGAAAACCAAAGAGGAUGUGCCGGGAGCGCCCCCCAGGAAGCUGGAGGUGGAGGUGGUGAACUCCACCGCCAUCCGGGUCACCUGGAAGCCGCCCCUGCAAGGCAAGCAGCACGGCCAAAUCCGAGGUUACCAGGUCAUCUUCUCCCGCCUGGAGAACGGCGAGCCGCGUGGACAACCCGACAUGCUGGAUGUGACCUUGCCGGAGGCGCAGUGGAAUAUACAGGAGUCCACCGAGCAUGAGGCCGUUAUUAGCAGCCUGCAGUCUGAGACCACCUACUCCGUCACUGUGGCGGCAUACACCACCAAGGGAGAUGGCCCUCGCAGCAAAGCUAAAGUGUUUACCACCCCCGGGGCAGUGCCGGGCAAGCCCACCAUGAUGAUCAGCACCACCAUGGGCAACACGGCGCUCAUCCAGUGGCAGCCGCCCAAGGACGUGGCGGGGGAGCUGGUGGGCUACCACCUGCAGUACAAGCGCGUCGACGACGACGCGUACACGUCGCGCGAGCUGAGGAAGACCGACGACCACUUCACGGCCACAGGGCUGCACAAGGGCGCCACCUACGUUUUCCGUCUCAGCGCCCGAAACCGCGCCGGACUUGGCGAGCCCUACACCAAAGAGAUCAGCACCCCCGAAGACAUCCCGUCCGGAUUCCCGCUGAACCUUCAGGUCACGGGAUUGACUCAGUCCAGCACCCAGUUGACGUGGGACCCCCCGCUGCUGGCCGAAAGGAACGGCAGGAUCGUGUCCUACGUGGUGGUCUACAGGGACAUCAACAGCCAGCAGAACAGCACCAACCGCACGGGCGACACCCGCAUGACCAUUCAGGGCCUCAACCCCGACACCACCUAUGACAUCAGGGUGCAGGCCUUCACCAGCAAGGGCGGGGGGCCCCUUAGUCCCAGCAUCCAGAGCAGGACCAUGUCUAAUGAUUUCCCCACCUUGAAUUUCGGCGUCAAAGCGGUCAUGAAGACCUCGGUCCUCCUCACCUGGGACUUGCCUCCAAAUUACAAGUCCCAAGUGCCUUUUAAGAUCCUGUACAACCAGCAGAGCGUGGAGGUGCAGGGCAACCUGAAGAGGAAGCUGAUCACGCAGCUGCAGCCUGACACCGACUACUCCUUUGUGCUGACCAGCCGGGGCAACAUCGCCGGGGGUCUGCAGCAGCAGGUGUCCAUCCGCACCGCCCCCGACCUCAUCAAGACCAAGCCCGUUUACACCACCCAUCAGGCGCAGGGUGGCAAAAUGACCAUUGACCUGCCCAAAGUGCUCACCGCCACGCGUGUCAGCUGGUACUACAUCGGGGUGCUGCCCGUGUCCCAGUCGAGCCGGCGCUGGAAGAAUCCAGACGAGAUGGACUUGGAUGAGCUGGUGAAAUCGAGCAAGGGUCCCGCCCUGAGGCGGCGUCGGCGGCGCAGCCACCUGGACUCGUCCAAGCCUUACAUCGCCGCCAAGCUGCCGUCGCUGCCGCCCGCCUUCACCCUGGGCGACGAGAAGUGGUACGACGGCUUCUACAACAAGCCGCUCACCAGCCAGCAGGAGUACGUCUGCUUCGUCGUGGCCGAGCUGCGAGACGACGGCGCCGAUGGUGCAGCAAAUUAUAUGACGUAUUCGGCUAGUCCCUAUUCGGACCUGAUCCAGGUCACCACCCAGUCUCUGGCUCAGGGGCCGGAGCAAACCGAAAUGCUGUGGGUGAUGGGCCCCGUGUUUGCUGUCGUCCUCAUCAUCAGCAUCGUCAUCGCCAUCCUGCUCUUCAAGAAGAAGCGGGCAUCACCGCUGCCCAAGGACGAGCAGUCUGGCGGGGUGAAGGACUCCCUGCUGGCCAACUCCUCCGACCCCGUGGAGAUGAGACGACUCAACUACCAGACGCCAGGUCCCAGCUCUCACCACUGCCCCAACACGCCAAGAAUGCGAGAGCAUCCGCCCAUCCCCGUGGUGGACUUGGCCGACCACAUCGAGCGACUCAAGGCCAACGACGGCCUGCGCUUCUCCCAGGAGUACGAGUCCAUCGAUCCGGGCCAGCAGUUCACCUGGGAAAACUCCAACAUGGAAGUCAACAAACCAAAGAACCGCUACGCCAACGUCAUCGCCUACGACCAUUCCAGAGUGGUGCUCACCUCCAUCGACGCCGUCCCCGGCAGCGACUACCUCAACGGAAACUACAUUGAUGGCUACAGGAAGCAGAACGCCUACAUCGCCACGCAGGGCCCCCUCCCCGAGACGCUCAGCGACUUCUGGAGGAUGGUGUGGGAGCAGAGGUCCAGCACCAUCGUCAUGAUGACCAGACUGGAGGAGAAGUCCCGGGUGAAGUGUGACCAGUACUGGCCGGUGAGGGGGACCGAGACCUACGGGAUGAUCCAGGUCACCAUGCUGGACACGGUGGAGUUGGCCACUUACAGCGUGCGCACGUUUGCGCUCUACAAGAACGGCUCCAGCGAGAAGAGGGAGAUGCGGCAGUUCCAGUUCAUGGCCUGGCCCGACCACGGCGUGCCUGAGUAUCCCACCCCCAUCCUGGCCUUCCUGAGGCGCGUCAAGGCCUGCAAUCCUCCGGAUGCUGGCCCCAUGGUGGUCCAUUGCAGCGCCGGCGUGGGCAGGACGGGCUGCUUCAUCGUCAUCGACGCCAUGCUGGAGCGCAUGAAGCACGAGAAGUCGGUGGACAUCUACGGCCACGUGACGUGCAUGCGGGCCCAGCGCAACUACAUGGUGCAGACGGAGGACCAGUACAUCUUCAUCCACGAGGCCCUGCUGGAGGCGGCCACCUGCGGGAACACCGAGGUGCCGGCCCGCAACCUCUACGCUCACAUCCAGAAACUGACGCAGCCGCCGCCCGGCGAGACGGUCACCGCCAUGGAGCUGGAGUUCAAGCGCCUGGCCAACUCCAAGGCCCACACGUCUCGCUUCAUCAGUGCCAACUUGCCGUGCAACAAGUUCAAGAACCGCCUGGUCAACAUCAUGCCUUUCGAGUCCACCCGCGUCUGCCUGCAGCCCAUCCGCGGCGUGGAGGGCUCCGACUACAUCAACGCCAGCUGCAUCGACGGCUACAGACAGCAGAAGGCCUACCUGGCAACGCAGGGCCCUCUGGCCGAGACCACCGAGGACUUCUGGAGAAUGUUGUGGGAGCACAACUCCACCAUCGUGGUCAUGCUCACCAAGCUAAGAGAGAUGGGACGGGAGAAGUGUCACCAGUACUGGCCGGCUGAGCGCUCGGCCAGGUACCAGUACUUUGUGGUGGACCCCAUGGCGGAGUACAACAUGCCUCAGUACAUCCUGAGAGAGUUCAAGGUCACGGACGCCAGGGACGGCCAGUCCAGAACCAUCCGCCAAUUCCAGUUCACAGACUGGCCCGAGCAGGGAGUGCCCAAAACCGGUGAGGGCUUCAUCGACUUCAUCGGACAGGUGCACAAAACCAAGGAGCAGUUUGGACAGGACGGACCAAUCACUGUACACUGCAGUGCCGGUGUGGGUCGGACCGGAGUCUUCAUCACGCUCAGCAUCGUGCUGGAGAGGAUGCGGUACGAGGGCGUGGUCGACCUCUUCCAGACGGUCAAGACGCUCCGCACCCAGCGGCCCGCCAUGGUGCAGACCGAGGACCAGUACCAGCUGUGCUACCGGGCGGCUCUGGAGUACCUGGGGAGCUUCGACCACUAUGCAACGUAACCGCAGGCACCGCCAGCCGCCCGCUCGGUGGGACCCUCUCAGGAGCGUGCCAAGCGUCCCAUCUCAGCCACCCACCCUUUUACCCUUGAAACUAAAUCUGAAAGCACCACACCCCCUAAGAGGAGGGGAGGGGGGGCUGCUUGCAGGGCCCAGUGGACCCCCCCGGUUUGGAGCUAAUAUCACACAGAUAUUUUUUUUUUUUUUCUUCAAAGCGCUGCCGAGCGGACUUGUACAGUCGACAGUCCAUAGAACCGUUUUUUUUAAUGUCAUCCUUUAGCGUACUUUUGUUGCUUUUCAAACAUCUUUUUAACACGACUUGUGUCUUAACGUGCCCCCCCCCCCCACAACUGCUGAGGGCCUGCUGUCUUUUCUUUGAAUUGUUUUAUUCUUUUUUUUUUAAUGAUUAUUGUUGGCAUCAUCUCCAUCUUUCCUUUGGGUAUCGAGCACAGCGGAUGUGUCGUUUUCCGACAUGAUCGUAGAUUCUAAUCUCCCGGUUUGCGUUGUAGUCCGAAACACUCGGGAUUUAGUUUAAAAAGCAAAAAAAAACAAGAAAAAAAGUUGAAAAACUGCCUUUUUUCACUCAAAUAUUCCCUUGAAGACUUUGAGUACCUUGAGAGCACAAAGCUAGCAGUUAGCUAGCGGCGAGCGUGUACAGGAAGAGCAAAGCACACCACUGUUUGUGUUCAGCGACGGCAUCGAGGCCUUUCAUGCUCCACGGCGGCGAAGGGAGGGGGGGGGACUAUACUUUUGUACCCCGCCCUCAUCUCUGAAUAUCUUUCAAAGCAGCCCCGUCCAUCAGCCAUCAGCUGGCAGCGCCCCCCCACCCCGGGGGGGGGCGACCACUGCUGGCACCUGUACAGAAUCAACCAUUCCUCCCCCGACGGGGGCCGAGAGCGAGCCAGCCCAGAGACUCCGCCCCUUUUGGACUUGACACCUGAUGUUAUUUUCUACAGAAAUAGAAGUAUAAAUAUAUAUAUACAUAUAUAUAUGAUUGAUUAUAUAUAUAUGUACAAUGACACAUAGAUGUAUACGCGGCUUCUCUAUAUUGUUCCCAUGAUGACGCCGUCGUCCAGCGUAGUCAUGACAACGUAUCUACUGUCCCGCCAUCGUCGACACGGGAGGAAACGCAGCACAAAGCCCGCCCCCCCGAUAUCGCCUCAUCGCCACCGACGCCCCGCCUCCUCCCGACGCAAGCACACGCGACACCCCCCCAUCACACAAGUUGAGGCAAGGAGGAGGCAGGUGGGGGACGACGGGGGGGGUGUACAGGGGGGGUACAUUACCUGUUCAUGUUGAUCUUGUGAAUGCUUCGUGCUGUAGGGGUUCCACCUGUUGUACGCACACGUCUGUUUUCUAUUUGUUGAUAAAGAACUGGAGUUUCAAAAAGAUCCUGUUGAGAAAAAAAAAAAACCUUGAUGUUAAUAAAGAUACAUAAUUGGGGUUUUUGUACAAACUCUCCAUAUGUCUAUCAUUUUUAUCAUACUCCAUCAUCACGACCCCCCCAUCUUGUUAUUUUGGCCUGUAAAGUCCUUGAGUGGAUUUCCCCAAAGAGACCAAAACAUGUUUGAUAAAAGCUUAAAUAUAUUAUUCAUACUCAGAUUAUAAUUUAUUACAGUUAUUACAGAUACAUAUUUAGUCAAUGGAGCAACAACAAAAAUGUAGAUUAAUUCUCAACUCAUUAAAACUUAAAAGAUUAAUUCAUUAAAUUGUACACGAAAAUAUAAUUCCAAUGAUAGACUUGAACCGAUUUAAAAGGGUCCAAAGGAUACCCGCCCUUCUUGGGGUCCCAUCAAUGGGGUGAUGAGAGCACCCCAUUCUAGUGGGAGACCUCAUCGCCCAAUGUGGGCAAUGACAGUGUGACCUGGAGGGGGCGUGAUUGGAGGAACGACCUUCCCCAUCUGAACCCGUGUUACUCGACUUGUGUGCGAACCACAGUUUGACCAUAACUAAUCUAGUGUUCCAACAUGGGGGGGGGGUCCAUAAGUGCACUAGGUCUAUAAUGGACUUUGUGGUCGUAUCAUCAGACCUGCAUCCGCAUGUUCUGGUCACACGGGUGAAGAUGGAUGGCUUGUGGGACUCGAACAGUCAGCUUAAGCGGCGGUGGUCUAGGCAAAAGCUCAGGUGUGGGAGGAGUUAGGUGAGGCCAUGGAGUCAGACCUUGGGCUUGGACUUUGGGUCAACCGUGGACCUUGAAGAGGUUCUGGCAAACCGGCCAACACCUCAAAGCGGAAGCACACUUUUUACAGUGGAGACGGGGAGUGCUGACCUCCACUGUGGACGUUGAGGCCCGACUUUGAGGCCCUCCUC
Messenger RNA from Doryrhamphus excisus (bluestripe pipefish), 9289 nucleotides. The record is from RefSeq and is a predicted model, not a curated record. Lineage: Eukaryota; Metazoa; Chordata; Actinopteri; Syngnathiformes; Syngnathidae.